CAUCAGUUCCCGUCCCCACUUUGGCUUCACGGGGGACGAUACGAUCAUAAAAUAGUAGAACAUUUUUCUUAUAACUGUCGAAUAUCACAACAAAUUGAUUUAGGAAUGCAAAAUUGAUAUUAAAAAUACAAAAACGUUCUUGACACACAAAGACGUUGCGUUGACCCUCCCCGUGAAUGUUCUGCUGGAUGAUGCUGGCUGAUGACAAUUUAUAACCUAUAUCUGAACUAUAUGUCAAAGUGCAAAAUGACACACAUAUAUUAAUCACGGUGUUUAAUUGCAAAGUAAAAAUCUUAGGAACGCCGUGUUAAGUAUUUGAAUAGCAGAUGAUUUGUUCGUAAGCAAGUUCAGCAAAGAUUUCACGAUGUUCGAAUUGCCGGCAGAAUUGAUAGCUAAGCCCUUAGCUCUGAUAGGUUUGACUGGAUUAGACAUUGCAAAUCCAGUGCAUCGUUCCAUCUGGGAUGCGUUCAGCAAUAAUCGUAGACCAGAUUGCGCAGCCGUUCAGUUCAGGCUCCUUAGUUUGGCGCAUGAAUUUCCUACUGUUAAGCCAAAGCGUAGCUCAUAUGAAUGGUACAUACCUAAAGGAAUUUUAAAACGAAAUUGGAUGAACAAGUAUCUCAAUGAUAUUCCUUCCGUAGUUGUUGUGUUCUAUGAUUUAGACUGGAAUGACCCUUUGUGGAACGAGAAGAAGAUGGAGUGUGCUUCUAGAGUACAAUCUUUAAGAGCUGCCCUUGAUGGGAGAAGUACAAAAAUAGCUGUAGUAUUGAUACAACAUGCCACUCAACCGCUUCCUGGAGCUGAGGAUGUAGUUGCAACUGAGCGUGCAACAGCACUGUGUGGAGCUUGUGAUUUAACUGCGAAGCUCUUAUAUAUUCUGCCACAUGCUGAUCAUUUGCUAGGAUAUAUAUCUAGACUAGAAACUGCAUUCUACGAUUUGGCACAAAACUUUUAUCAUCACGAAUAUCGAAAUGUUAAAAGUCAUCGUGAUCAGCUUACUAAGAAUGUUCAUCAGUAUUUAUUUGUUCGUCAUCAAUUUAAAAUGGCAUUCUUGAAUGAACUCAAGCAGGAGCUGCAUCUUGCCCAAAAGCAUUAUAUGCAAGCUUACCACAACCUUCUAGAAACGAGAAUGACAGAUGCAAACGCAGUAGAAAUCAAAACCAUUGCUGGCUUUAUAAAUUAUAAGUUAUGCAGAAUAAUGUUUAGUUUGAAUCUUCCAAAAGAUGCCAUUUCUCAAUUUAGGCUUCAUACAGAUAGAUUUAAACUAAAAACUGGUCCCAAGGAGCUCAUGUUUGAACACCAUGCUUGGAUGAGCAGCCAGUUCUCUACUUUCGCUGAAUUAUUUGACGAGGCUAUUCGACAAGGAUUACCCGCUGUUCAAACGCAACAUCCAGGAUAUUAUUUUCAAUUAGCCGCUAAUCACGCAAGUUUGCGACAAUCUGCUUGUAAAGAACUUUGCCAGCAUAUAAACAAUUAUCCAGAUCCAGAUCCAUUACUGGGUGAAGAGAAACUCGAAUUUUAUGGACAACGACCGUGGCGACCUGGGAAAUUAAGUGCAGAACCAGCAGACACAGCUAGAGAAGCUGUCGGUAUACAAGCUUUACAAUACAGGGAGAAGACUGCAGUCAAUCAUUCUAUGAUAAUUAUUAGUUUACUAGGAAAUGCAAUAUCGCAAUUCAAGGUGUACCGUUGUCCAAGAAUGCGACGAUUGCUAGUUGUGCAAAUGGCAGAAGAAUAUUUCAAUGCUCGGGAUUAUGGCAAAGUUCUUACAUUAUUGAUGCACAUGUUAUGGGAAUAUCAUGGAGAACGAUGGCCAGUCUUACUCACAGAUAUUUUAAAGAAUGCACUGCGAGCUGCGUAUUUGUCGACUAGUAUUCAAGACUAUCUUACUCUGGCUCUCGAAGCUUUAGGACCUUCAACUACAUUCUCAGAGGAACGACAAGCUAUUAUUUAUGAUAAUAUUAUGAAUAUAUUACAGAAAAAACCACCGAAUCCAGAACCUGAUUUACCAGAUGAUAUGAAGCAUCAUGCCAUGGAGAAAUGGAUGUUGGAACUGAAUCGUUCAGAACCAAAUAUUUUUACAAUUGAUGACAAUAACAUGACAUCAUUUGUCGAUCUUAAAGCAAGAUUUUUGCAACAAACAUAUGCAGUGAAUACAAUGAUAACAGUGGAAAUUAUCGUAAGAAAUUCUUACUGUAGUGUCAUUGCAUUUUCUAAUGCAUCAAUAACAGUAAGUGGACCAGGUUACAAUGUUGAAAUUCCUAUUGAUGAGGCUCAACAGUCAAAUCUUAUUUUUCAAGCAAAAGAAACGAAAAAGUUUCACUUCAACUUUAAAGCGCCUCAUCAAAAUGAUGGCGUAGAGAUUCGUAUUAGCACAGUUUCCUUACAAAUGGGUGAUAGCGCGCAUUGCUGUAUUAUAUUAAGAUUUUCAGCUAUGGGCAGGGAAACAAAUUUGUUGGAUCGUUUGUAUCCUGAAAUACAACAACUUCGUGGAGGUGAGUUCGAGUCAAUAAGACCGUUAAUUCACGCGGAGAUUAAACAAGAAGAAUCGAGUUUAAGUCUCGAUGUAAAAUCCAAUAAUCCCGCGCUUACAGGCGAAUGGCUACCUAUCACGAUAUCCCUGUCAGCUAAUGAGAAUAUUAAUGCAGUCUGUUUGUAUGUAAUACUUGUAUCAGAUGGUAGCAACGAGCAAUCAACUGAAUUAAGCAUUAAUAUGCUUACUAAAGAGUCAAAAGUAUCUAUUCUUGUUGGUGAUAUGGUAAGAGGAGCUUUGACCAAACAUGUUGUACAUAUUCGAGCACAUAAAGUAGGCGAUAGAAAUAUCAUAAUAAAGGCAGACUAUACUAGACCUGAACAAAUUAGGGGGAGUAAAGAAUUAACAUAUUCGUUGGCGGUUAAGAAACCAUUUGAAGUUGCAACACAAUUUUACACUUCACUCUUCGAACCACUAACAAAGGGUUUUGUUAACGAACCUUUUAUCAUUAUGCCUCAUAUUACGUGUGUUUCCCCAUGGCCUAUAAAAAUUCUAAGUGCAUCUAUAGAAUUGGCAGAUCCCAAAGAAGAACAGAUUCAAAGAGAGAACAAUCUUGAUCAGGACUCCAUUUUAGCAGGUGUUGAACUCCGUGAUGGUGAAACAGGCACUGAUGCUUAUUGUUUGAUUCCAAAGAUAGGUGGCGAGCAACCUAUUAGUAUUGGAAUGUAUACCAUUAAGUGGAAAAGAGCAAAUGAUGAAACCGCAUUAGAAACUAGUAGCAGUGCAACUUUAGCUCCUAUAUGGGUUGAAGAUUCGGUGAUUGGAUUGGAAGCCAAAAUGCCAGCCCAUGGAUGGGUUCGCACGCAAUUCUGUAUAUCAUAUUUUAUAAAAAAUCAUUCUGAUUACCUUAUUACUUUGCGCUUAGCCAUGGAAGGUAGUGAUGCCUUCAUGUUUGGUGGACAAAAACAAGUUGAUAUUUAUAUACUGCCUAAGAACGUUCAAAAGGUUGAUUGGGUUUUACGGCCGCUGGUUGCCGGUUUUGUCGCUCUUCCAACAUUAUCGUUAACUGUACCUGCAGAUGAGGAACACAAACUGGGUAAAACACGACUAUCAGAGAUGAUUGAACGUUCAUUGCCGAGUCAUAUAUAUAUACUGCCGAAAUCGCAGUCUUUAGGAGAAUAA
Molecule: messenger RNA, 3652 nt
Organism: Solenopsis invicta (red fire ant)
Lineage: Eukaryota; Metazoa; Arthropoda; Insecta; Hymenoptera; Formicidae
Gene: gry
Product: trafficking protein particle complex subunit 11
Exons: 21
Coding region: 365-3652 (1095 amino acids)
Cellular component (GO): cytoplasm
Source: RefSeq, a predicted model, not a curated record